CACCCAACUCAAGCUCUUUCCCUCUUCAAGAAACAGCUCCAGCUGGGCUUUCCCGGCGGCGUCGAUGAAGCCACCGUCUCCCUGGCGCUCAAGGCCUGUGAUGGAGACCUCGGGCUCUGCCGCCAGCUCCAUGGCUUCGCCAUCUCUUCUGGGUUUGUUUCGUUCACCACGGUUUCGAACUCUCUGAUGAACGCUUAUACUAAAGGUGGGAACUUUGACCGAGCUCUGUACAUUUUCGAGAACUUGGAGCGGCCCGACACCGUUUCUUGGAAUACCGUUCUGUCUGGAUUCCCGGAUAGCGAGGAUGCGUUGAGUUUUGGCGUCAGGAUGAAUUUGAGUGGGGUUGGUUUCGAUGCAGUCACAUACACUACUUUGCUUGCUAUUUGCUUGGACUACGAAGGGUUUCUGUUCGGACUGCAGUUGCAUGGUCUAGUGAUUAAAUUUGGAUUGGAUACUGAACUUUUUGUAGGCAACGCUCUUAUAACUUUGUAUUCGAGACAGGACAUGCUAGAACAUGCCAGGAAGGUGUUUGAUGAAAUUCCCAGUAGGGAUAUAGUUUCGUGGAAUGCGAUGAUAUCAGGCUACACGAAAGAAGGAAGUUAUGGGGUGGAGGCAAUACGUUUGUUUAUUGAAAGCGAGGAAGGCAUGAAGCUUGAUCAUGUCUCAUUUACCAGUGCUGUUUCGGCUUGUGGCUACGAAAGGAAUUGGGAGCUUGGGAGACAGAUUCAUGGCCUGACAAUAAAAGCUGGAUAUGAGAAGCAUGUCUCGGUUGGUAAUGUCUUGAUCUCUAAUUAUUUGAAGUCUGAGACCGUGGAGGAUGCCAAAUUGGUAUUCAUGAACAUGAGCGAACAUAAUGUUGUCUCGUGGACUACAAUGAUCUCCAUGGAUGAAGAUGCCAUGUCUCUUUUCAAUCAGAUGAGAAUGGACGAAGUUUACCCAAAUGAUGUUACAUUUGUUGGACUUCUGCAUUUCAUAACAAAUAACAAUUUGGUCAAAGAAGGUGAAGUGAUUCAUGGAUACUGCUUAAGUACUAGUUUUUGCUCAGAGUUGAAUGUUUCCAACAGCCUCAUCACAAUGUAUGCAAAAUUUGGAACCAUGGGAAAUUCGUUGAAGAUUUUUGAAGAGCUCAACUAUAGAGAAAUCAUAUCUUGGAAUGCUUUGAUAUCUGGGUACACCCAAAAUGGACAGUGCCAGGAAGCGGUCGAGACUUUCUUUUUGGUGACAAAAGAGCUACAGCCUAAUGCAUAUACAUUUGGUAGUGUAUUGAGUGCCAUAGGAGCUGGUGAGGCUAUUUCUCUAAGGCAUGGUCAAAGAUGCCAUUCACAUCUAGCAAAACUCGGACUGAACACUGAUCCAAUUGUUUCAGGUGCUCUUCUUGACAUGUAUGCGAAGCGUGGGAGCAUUUCUGAGUCUCUUAAUGUUUUCCACGAAACUCCUGUAAAGAGCCAAUUUGCAUGGACAGCAAUAAUUUCUGCUUAUGCAAGGCAUGGAGAUUGUGAGUCAGUGAUAAGACUAUUCAAGGAAAUGGAGAAGGAAGGCAUAAAGCCUGACGAAAUAACAUUCCUUUCAGUGCUAUCCGCUUGCAGUAGAAAGGGAAUGGUUGAUAUCGCCAAACUCUUUGACUCGAUGGUCGAGGAGUACUUGAUCGAACCAUUGCCUGAACAUUAUUCAUGCAUGGUGGACAUGUUAGGCCGUGCAGGGAGGUUGAAAGAAGCAGAGGAGCUUGCUAGCCGCAUUCCAGGAGGCCCAGGAUUGUCUGUGCUCCAGAGCUUGCUUGGGUCGUGCAGAGUGCACGGGAACGUUGAGAUGGCAGAGAGGAUUGUGGAUGCUCUGAUGGACAUGGAGCCCACAGAAUCAGGGUAUUACGUGUUGAUGUCGAACUUGUAUGCCGAGAAGGGACUGUGGGAGGAGGCGGCGAGGGUGAGGAAAGGCAUGAGAGAGGGAGUGAGGAAGGAAAUAGGGUUCAGCUGGGUGGACGUGGGUGAUCCUGAUGGUUCGUUGUGCUCGCACGGGUUCUCAUCAGGUGACAUGUCACACCCUCGGUCGGAGGAUAUAUUCAGGAUGGUGGAGUGCCUGGGAUCGGAAAUGCAGUUCUUGAGAGAGAGACAGAGACGGGGAGAGACUGAGAGGAUGUUUGCAAUGUGAUUUCAUCAACUCACUCGAUGCGCACAGGUAAAUUUUCAUCGAACUGGAUGAUGGAUGAUAAAGACUGAGCACCACUGCUUCAUAUCAAUCGGUCGCGCGGUGAGAAACAUGGAAGAAAGCAAGAUUUUGGAAGGAAAUGCGUUUAUCUUUACUCGCUGAGGAAAAAUUCAGUUUCAGUUUCCAUGUCCAGCAGAAGCUGAUGACACCACGACACAUCUUUUGAGGGGCCGAUGAGAAAUGAUUUCUUGCUUAGAGAUGGCAAAAACUUGGCGUUAGAUAUCACUAGUCUUUGCUUUUCAUUGUUUGAGCAAUGGAAUGCUCUACAUUAUUCUUUGACUAUACGGAAUUUUUCAUACAUAGUAAACAUUGAAUAACCAUUUUUCGACCA
This is a messenger RNA of Eucalyptus grandis, 2533 nucleotides long. RefSeq names its product pentatricopeptide repeat-containing protein At4g32430, mitochondrial. NCBI's taxonomy places the organism in Eukaryota, Viridiplantae, Streptophyta, Magnoliopsida, Myrtales, Myrtaceae. The record is from RefSeq and is a predicted model, not a curated record. Gene Ontology annotation, molecular function: RNA binding; protein binding. Gene Ontology annotation, biological process: RNA modification.